Protopolystoma xenopodis is the source of this 639-nucleotide messenger RNA. The record is from the annotation of a GenBank genome assembly. NCBI's taxonomy places the organism in Eukaryota, Metazoa, Platyhelminthes, Monogenea, Polystomatidea, Polystomatidae.
AUGAAAUUUUACCUUCUAAAUUUCAGUUCCCUUGCAGUUUCGGUUCCCGAUAAUACAGCAGUUGGCAAGGACUUUAUCGCCCUUCAAAUCAACGAUGCUGAUUCAUCCGAUUUGGGAAAGUUCCAGUGCUCCCUUACAGUUGAAAAUAGCUAUUUUUCUGUGGCCUAUAUCAAGAGCAUUGACGCCUGCGGGAUUCGGGUAAGAAAGCCUGACCUUUUCUCAUAUCCUAAAAAAGAAGAGGAUUUGAAAGCAUUUUCUGCAUUUUCUGAGAUAUCCUCUACCCGCUUGGAUUCUGUGCCAAGUAUCCAACUUGACCAAUCUGGUACCACACGGAUCCCACCGUCCGCGCAGACGAUGUUCAUUCGCGUCGUCGACUCAAAUGGUGUGCACUCGGCCGACGCCACUGUGACAAUCACCGUGACUCAAUCCAAUAGCCACGUACCGGUGAUCAACUUCUUCCCACUUUUGGGUCCUCCCGCCCAAAUUGCUGGGACCUCGGCCAGCCUGACGGCCCCAAUUGACCUAGCCAGGCUAACAGUGACGGACGUUGACCCAGGGAGCACGUCAUUCGAUGUCAACUUGGAUGCAAAGAGCGCUGCUAGCGGGAUGUUUGAAUUGAAGAGCCUGACACCAAAUACG